Messenger RNA from Ceratotherium simum simum (southern white rhinoceros), 1604 nucleotides. NCBI's taxonomy places the organism in Eukaryota, Metazoa, Chordata, Mammalia, Perissodactyla, Rhinocerotidae. The record is from RefSeq and is a predicted model, not a curated record.
CUAACAGCUACAUAGGUAUCAACUCAAAAGUAACAUUUUGUCUAAAUUUCAGGAGUAUGUUUCACAGUUUGUAUCCAGGAAUUCCAGCAUCAGUACAAACAGAAGAAAGUUGGCUUCAAGAAUCUUCCAGCAAAAAGCAGCCGAGGAAGAAAAUGCCCUCUGUGAUGAAGAAAGCUAAACCUGGAGGCCGGGCUGCUGCGUUAAGAGAAAAAUGGGUAAUUAAUCCAGAAGAGCCAAAACUAAAUAUUUUAUGUGAGCUGGAGUUUAAGGAAGACUUCCUAAGACUGUUUGAAUCUUCUCUGAGAACCUUACCCAGCAUCGGGCCGCCAUCCAUUCUGGCAUUCAAACAGGAGAGUUCCAAUUUAGACAUUCAGUUCAAGGAAGAAGAGGAGGAGAUAUCGCCCAAGUGUGAAUUUUGUGGGAGCGAUUUAAGAACAUUUCUUUCCAGUGUGGAUGUGUCCUCUGACUACAGUGGCUCUGAACCGAAAGAGCAGACCUCCUGUUGCAGUUAUUUCCAAAAUCUGGUCGACUACAUCUAUGAGGAAGAACAAAACAUCCAAAGCUCUGAAGCUGAGUUAAUCUGUAUCAACCCUCACGCAGCCCACGGCAGUGAGGUCGACAGACUCAAAGCAAAGGAAAAAGCCCUGCUGAGAAAACAGGAACGACAAAUGGCCAGACAUUUUGCAGUAAGAACAAAUGAAAAGACAAAUUUCUCUGAAGAAGAUUCAAAGAACUUUAAACGAAUUUCUUAUCACCUUUCCAUGAAUAUUCCAGAAAAAGAGCCAACUGAUGACAGACUAUCUGAUUUUCAAUUAGACCAAAGAAACAUAUCCAUUUUCUGUUGUGAUUCUAGGACAGCGUGUGGCAAGAGUGUGAGCAACGAGCUUUUAGAGAAGCAUUACAAGCAUGGGAGCAAGUUUCUGACUUCCUUUCCAGAUGGGACAAUGCAAAUAUUCUAUCCAUCUGGAAACCUAGCCAUCAUUCGAGUGCCCAACAAGAUAAAUGGUUUCACUUGUAUAGUCCAAGAUGACAUGCCCACUAACCCUGCGAUCCUGGGAGUGCUGGAUUCUUCUGGCAGAAGUUCCUGCUAUCAUCCCAAUGGAAAUGUCUGGGUAUACAUCAAUAUCUUGGGAGGUCAAUAUUUUGAUCAAGCUGGCAACAGAGUGAGGGCUUGGAAUUGGUCAAGUUCUGUUGCUUCCUCACCCUUUGUUUCAUUUAAACCUGUCUUCCUGGCUUUGAACCAUUAUGUUGGAGUUCGCAUCGUAGAACAAGACAAGAUUUCAAUCACUUUUCUAGCAAUGGGCCAACAGGCAAGAAUCAGUGUCGGAACCAAAGUGAAGGUACCAAAGCCUGAGGAGAUUCCAGUUCUCCGGCACCUGAAUGGGGAUGACCUCUUUCUCCUGGCCAGUUUAAUCAAGAUUCGACGCCUGUUUCAUAAACUUGAAGGAUGUGUGAAUUUUCCCUCCAGCCAGGUUUGGAAAAAAUUAGAGCAACCUUCCUACCUUUCUUCACUUUCUCUAAAACUAAUGGCCCUUUGUCACAAUUCCGGUAUAAAGCAAGAUAUGAUAACAACAAUAGCAGCUAUAAUAAAUGAAAAAAUUUAA